UUGUCCUAUGUGACAAUAAGAAUUGUAGAAAGCUCAGGUAAAAUUCAGCCAUGUUAAGCACAAAUUCCUCCAAAGUCCAAAACAACUUGUAGCAGUUGAAGUAAGAGAUACGUAAGAGACGGCAGCACACAGCAGCACAGAACCCUUGUGGCAGUUGAAUGAUUUUUCCACAAUGACAAGGCCUUUUUGUCUUUAGCUGUUUUGGCCUCAAUUGUUUGCUUAAAAGAAAAGCUUCUUCUGAUAUUCUUGAAAUUGUGAGAAGUUUCGAUUCUCUUCUGAUUUUGAGAAUUUCUUUAACGAUCCCAUCUGGGUUUUGUUUGGAUUCCUUGACAGAUUCACCAAAAGCAGAAUAAAAAAAGGAGCGAGAAGAAUGGCAGACUGAAGAAAGCAGCAAGCUUGGAUCAGAGGAAGGAAACUGUUCUAGUUACGAGGGGUUGGCAGUUUUGCGCUCAAAGAGGUUGGAAGAACUUGAGGAUAUGGUGAAUCAGAAAUUCAACAGUAUAAGAAACCUUCAGGAGCAACGGUUCGAGGAGAUGAAUCAAAGAAUUCUUGCUAUUGGUCAAAGAAUAGAUAAACAUGAAGUGGUUGUGGAGAAGCUUUUGGUUAGUAGUAGGAGUAAUCUUGAGAAGACAAUACAGGAGACCAAACAAAGAUGCAUGAAGUUAAAAUUCAACAGCAAUAUCUCUGUUCCUAUUCGAACUGGUGAGCAAAUCAAAGGAGAAGGAGGUAGCAAUUUGCAACUGUCUCUGAUUGAUAAUUGUACAGGAGCAGUUGUUGACUUUGGACGAGAAGCCUCUGCUAAAGUGGAAAUAGUUGCUCUCAAGGAAGGUCUGGAUGAUGAUGAAGGAGAUGCUUGGACAGCUGAACAGUUUCAAAGUAAAAUUGCUCGAGACAGGGAAGGAAAACAAUAUGUUCUUGCAGGAAAUUUGCAACCGAAAUUGAAUAAAGGAACUGUGUCUUUGUCUGAUGUUAUGUUUAGAAGUUCUCAACGCCAUAAUGGUGGCAUCUUCAAGCUAGGGGCUUGGGUUGUUGAUACUUUUGAUGGCAGUCAAGUAAUCGAAGCGAAGACAAAAUCUUUCAAAGUCCUUGACUAUCGUGGAAAAUAUACCCAGAAGCAUUACCCCCCAUCUGCAUCUGAUGAGGUUUGGCGGUUAGAGAACAUUGCGAAAAAUGGUGCUACCCAUGAACGUCUGAAGGGGGCAAAUGUGAACUAUGUGAAGGAUUUCCAGACUAGACUCUCAGAAGACCCGGAAGAGCUCAAAUGUCUAGUAGGUCUGCGUCCAACGCAGUGGGAGGCCACGGUGAGACACGCUCAAACAUGCAAACCUGAUAAUAUGGUUGGACAGGUUCCAGCCCCUGCACCAGGUGAUGCUUGCAAUAUGUUAGUAGCAUCUGCACAUGAAGACAAAGGAAUCCCUUUUGAUGGUAAUAUCAUGCCAGCUUUGGAGUCAAUAACCUUGCGAAGAAAGCAAAAAUUGAUCGAGCCAGCUUUUGAGCCAAUGAUCCGUAAAAUUGUGAAAGAGGAAGUUGACUUGGCAAUGAAAAAGUACUUGAUCAGUAUAAGAAGGACUUGUGGGAAAGAGAUAUGCCCUUCUGAAUCAGGAAGUUUACAGUUACAGUUUCUAAGUGGCAUUUCUCUUCCAGUUUUUACUGGAACACGUAUAGAAGGCAGGGAUUUUAACAAUCUACAAGUUGCCUUAGUUGAUCCUUUUACUGGGCAAGUUGUUUCCAUUGGUCCUCAAUCUGCUGCAAAAGUUGAAAUAGUAGUUCUUGAGGGAGAUUUUGAUGGUGAUGAAAGCGAUAAUUGGACCUUUGAAGAGUUCAAGAAUAAUAUUGUCAGAGAAAGGGAAGGCAAGAAACCCCUUCUCACUGGGGAUGCUUUUUUGACUCUUGAACAGGGCAUUGGUGUGGUCAGUGACAUUUCUAUCACAGACAACUCAAGCUGGACAAGAAGCCGCAAAUUCAGGCUGGGGGCAAGAGUUGUGGACAAUUCUGAUGGUAACAGAGUGAAAGAGGCCAAAACAGACUCCUUCAUUGUCAGGGAUCAUCGUGGAGAAUUGUACAAGAAGCAUCACCCUCCUUCUCUGGCAGAUGAAGUAUGGCGCCUAGAAAAGAUAGGAAAAGAUGGAGCUUUUCACAGAUGUCUGAGAAAAGAAAGAAUCAAAACUGUGAAGGAUUUCCUUACCCUCUAUUUUGUUGAUCCUGCAAGGCUUCGAAAUGUAAGAAUUUAUUGGAUUUCCUUACCCUAUAUAUUGUUGAUCCCACAAGACUUUGAAAAAUCAGUGAUGUUUCAUAUAGGAUUGUUCUCAAAUUUUUGCCCUACUUUUCCAAGGGCCAUUAAAAAGUCCAUUCUCUGA
This is a messenger RNA of Coffea eugenioides, 2357 nucleotides long. RefSeq names its product calmodulin-binding protein 60 A-like. Lineage: Eukaryota; Viridiplantae; Streptophyta; Magnoliopsida; Gentianales; Rubiaceae. Bases 477 to 2357 code for a protein of 626 amino acids. Gene Ontology annotation, cellular component: nucleus. Gene Ontology annotation, biological process: regulation of salicylic acid biosynthetic process. The transcript is spliced from 10 exons. The record is from RefSeq and is a predicted model, not a curated record. Gene Ontology annotation, molecular function: calmodulin binding; sequence-specific DNA binding; DNA-binding transcription factor activity.